AUGGACAACAGCUCACUCUUCGACGUUAAGGGUAAAAUCGUCCUCGUCACAGGCGGCGCGAAAGGUAUCGGUCGCAUGAUCAGCGAGGGCUUCGUCCAGAACGGCGCUACAGUGUACAUAUCAUCCCGCGACGCCAAAGCCUGCGAGGAAGCGUGCAAGGAAUUGAAUGCCCUCGGCAAAGGCAAGGCCGACUUCAUCGCAGCCGAUCUAUACACGGAAGAUGCAGCAAAGAACAUAGCCGACGAGCUGAAAAAGAGAGCAGGCAAGCUCGAUGUCAUCGUCAACAAUAGUGGAAGCAACUGGGGCGAGUCGUACGAUAACUAUCCCGCCGCAGCAUGGGACCGUGUCCUCAACCUCAACCUAAAGCGCGUCUUCCAGCUCACGCAAGCCGUCACACCCCUCCUCGAAGCCGCUUCUACCCCGAGCUCACCAGCACGCAUCAUCAACAUCGGCAGCGUCGACGGCCUGCGCGUCCCCGCGCUCGAGACUUUCGCCUAUUCCGCUUCUAAAGCCGGUCUUCACCACAUGAGCAGAGUGCUAGCGAGCCACCUGGGCAAGCGCGGAAUUACAAGCAACACGAUCGCGUGCGGUCCCUUCCAGAGCAAGAUGAUGAAGGCUACAUUGGAGAAGUUCAAGGAUGUCAUUGAGAGCGGGAUACCAUUGGGACGCAUCGGCAGCCCGGAGGAUGUUGCGGGCACUUGCAUUUGGCUAUCGAGCCGCGCGGGGUCCUAUGUUAACGGCGCGACUAUCGCAUUGGACGGUGGUAGCGUCGUUGGCGCCAAGUUGUAA
This is a messenger RNA of Alternaria viburni, 789 nucleotides long. RefSeq lists its product as uncharacterized. The transcript is spliced from 3 exons. Lineage: Eukaryota; Fungi; Ascomycota; Dothideomycetes; Pleosporales; Pleosporaceae. The record is from RefSeq and is a predicted model, not a curated record. The coding region runs from base 1 to 789 and encodes 262 amino acids. Gene Ontology annotation, molecular function: oxidoreductase activity.